This is a messenger RNA of Rotaria sp. Silwood2, 1587 nucleotides long. The record is from the annotation of a GenBank genome assembly. Lineage: Eukaryota; Metazoa; Rotifera; Eurotatoria; Philodinida; Philodinidae.
AUGAUUCAAGGACAAGUAUUCAAAUGUUGCAUCUUAUUCCUGACAAUCAUCAAAUGUGUUCUUGGUUUUAAAAUAUUUAUUAAUGAAACACAGUAUAACAAGGAUCAAAAUAUUGACUAUUUAGCAUCGGUUCAUAAUAAAUCGUAUGAAAUACCUUUAUUUCAAACACGUUAUAUCACAAUACAGACAGAUUCAAAUGAUUUUCAUCGUAAUAAAUACGACAAUAGUAAUGUAAUUGGAUUUAAAUUGCAAAUAAGAUCUUCUCAUCCUGAAUUCAUCAAUCUUCGAAAAGAAGUUAUGAUACCACCAGAAACUGCCAAACUUAACAAUUCAGAUACUGUUCUAAUAGAAGAUUUAUAUAUCUUAUCACGUAAAAAUAGUCUUGGUCAUAUUUUUAAUGCGUAUCCUUCACCAAAAUUAAUUCAUCUUAAUCAAAAUUCACACGAUGAUCCGAAUAUUAAUAUUCUAUGGUCAAUGAAAGGUAAUACAAUGGGUGUAACAAAUUUAAUCUUUCAUUUGGAUAUAUUUUAUGAUGAUGAUACGUCAUUAUCACGUAUCUGGUCAUUAAAUGUUCUUGUAAUACAACCAAAACGUCUUAUUGAUAGAUUAUUUUAUAUUAUUAUUCCAUUUAUAGUUACUAUUAUUUCAAUAUUAAUGGGUAUUUUACUUGAUCCAACAAUAAUACUUGAUAUUGUGAAAAAACCCACACCAGUUCUUGUUGGUUUUGUUGCUCAAUACGGUUUAAUGCCUUUUUUAGCAAUGGCUAUUGCAAAAAUUUUUCAUUAUACACCAUUAAAUAGUCUUGCUUUAUUUGUUAUUGGUUGUUGUAGUGGUGCUUCAAAUCAAUGGACAGUUGUAUUUGAUGGUGAUGUUAAUUUAUCUGCUAUAAUGUCAUUUGUAUCAACUGUUGCAUCAUUUUUUAUGAUGCCUCUUUAUUUUUAUACAAUAGGUAGACUUUAUAUGAAUGAACUUUCAAUCACUGUUCCAUUUUUGGGUCUUGCACGUUCAUUAGCAAUUGUUGUUAUACCAUAUGGUAUUGGCAUUGCUAUAAGCCAUUUUUAUCCUGCUACACGUCCAUUUAUAAAACGACUUAUUAAACCAAUGAUGAUAUUUUUGUUAUUAUUUUUUCUUACAUUUGGUUUAGUUGUGAAUUGGUAUUUAUUUAGAAUGAUUGAUUUAUAUACAGCAUUAACAGCACCAUUAUUACCAUUUUUAGGUUUUUUAUUUGGUGCUAUCUUAGCUUGGAUAUCUUGUCAGAGUUGGACACAUAUAAAAACAAUUGGUAUUGAAGCUGGAAUACAGAAUGUUGGUAUUGCAUUUAUGAUUAUAAUGUAUUCAUUUCCACAACCAUAUGCAACACAAGGUAUUAUUGUACCAAUGGUUGUUUCUUUGUUAACAACAAAACCAUUUUGGAUUAUUUUAAUAAUACGAAAUCAAAUAAGAAAAUAUAAAAAACAAAAAGAAGAAACGAAAAGAAAAGAAUUUGAUAUUGAUGGAAAUAUAAUUGUUAAUAAUGAAAAAUCAACAUUGAAUAAUAAAGAAAAUUAUAAGAAAGAAGAUGUCGUUGAAAUCAUGCAGCAAUUAUAA